This is a messenger RNA of Vanessa atalanta (red admiral), 1177 nucleotides long. RefSeq lists its product as uncharacterized. Lineage: Eukaryota; Metazoa; Arthropoda; Insecta; Lepidoptera; Nymphalidae. Bases 203 to 1177 code for a protein of 324 amino acids. The transcript has 9 exons. The record is from RefSeq and is a predicted model, not a curated record.
CGAAGUGCCGGCUCGUGCGGACGCGUCGCGCUUACCCCGUAAAGACAAAACGAGACGCACAUACGUGACCGAUAACGCUAGAGCAGGACAGCAACCCAGUUUUCAACAGGUCGUCGUUGAGUAGAAGUAUGUGCUAUUUUAGCAUAAUAGUGAUCAUAUUUGACUGUCGCUUCCUGUGAGCCGUUUGUGAAAUCCGUUCGAAAUGAGGUUACGUGCUUUCAAGUGGCUCCUUCUGUUUCUUUCCUGCGGACUCGUCUCAGUUGAGAGUAUGGAAGACGUUUGGGUAGAGCUCCGAGCGCCACGGUUUGUGGUGCACGGCCACAGCGCUGUGAUGCGCUGCGAACACAAUGUCGACCCCCAAACUUUGUAUAAGGUGGUGUUUUUCAAGAACGGACAACGUAUCAUGCAGUACGUACAGGGUCGAGAUCCGCCCUUCGAGCUGUACAACUUCACAGGGGCUGAUAUAAGUUUAGUAAAAAUGACUCCAACAUCCCUAACGUUGGAGAGAAUGGAUUUUCCGGCGUCCGGUCCUUACGCGUGCGAAAUCGCCUUGGAAAUACCUCUAUAUUCAAAGGCGUCCAAAAUACAUGAAGUGAGCGUUAUUGUUCGGCAAAAAUACCGUCCAAAAAUCAAGAUUAAACAUAAAAAACUUUCGUCCAAUGACGAUCUAGAGGCUAUCUGUCAGAGCUCACCGGCGCAUCCCGCGCCACACCUAACGUGGCUCAUCAAUAAUGUAAAAGUUGAUGAAAGGCUGACCAUUCCUCACGGGACGGUUAACGUCCACCGCCAUCAUCACGGUAUGCCGCUCUCCUUAACCAACUCCUCGUUACGGUUUCCCCUCACUAACCUGCAACUGUUCCCGAAUCAGACGGUUGAAAUCACCUGUCUCAGCACCAUACCCAGUUACGCAAACCUCAACGACGGGUUUGCGGAUGUGCAAAACCAUACAGUUACGGUGAACGUUAUACGAAUGGAACCCGCGCCGACACAGCUACCUGUUAAGAUAAUUACUCUAGAACAUAAUCACUCAAACGAUUUAAUAAUAAGCCAUGGCACUAAGUAUGCUGUAACGCCUAAGGACUCUCCUAAGGAAGCUCCACGAGUGGAGAUAGGCAUGGAUGGGGACCACGGACGCGUAUGUCGAUCCCGCAGCCUCGCCGAUCGUUGUCGAAGAUAG